Hippocampus zosterae (dwarf seahorse) is the source of this 1528-nucleotide messenger RNA. It is a transcript of the gene polr1f, whose product is annotated as RNA polymerase I subunit F. The record is from RefSeq and is a predicted model, not a curated record. Bases 50 to 1282 code for a protein of 410 amino acids. Gene Ontology annotation, cellular component: RNA polymerase I complex. The transcript has 4 exons. NCBI's taxonomy places the organism in Eukaryota, Metazoa, Chordata, Actinopteri, Syngnathiformes, Syngnathidae. Gene Ontology annotation, biological process: DNA-templated transcription initiation.
CCCGAAGCGGAAGUCGGCACUCGUUGACUUUCCGCUCCUCUUUGGCAAUAUGGCGAACUUGAAGCAUGCCGAACACGACCAAAAACGUCUGGAAAUGUCCGGCGAAAUCCUCGAACAUUGCGCUCAGAACCCGACAGUUACAGCGUCCUCUACGUCUCGGGCAGAUUUGGUCGAGGUUCCAUGCGUUAUCCCGUCUUUUGCCGCCGCUUCCGAACUUUUGUCAGCGCCCUACUCUUGUCUGGUGAUGAACACACGCCGAAGACACGUCGUCCUGCCGCCCAUGUACCUGCACAAGAAGAGGACAGCGUUACGAGAGGAGUUACAGGCCGAGCUGCUCAAAUUCUCACCGAGCCUCCAAGGUGUACCUCUAGCUUAUGACAAUAUCCAGAUUUUGCGCAGCCAUGGAGACAUUUAUGAUGACAGCGGCUACAUUCACAUGGACAUACAAGCCAACUUUAUUAUAUUUCAACCUCAAGAAGGACAGAGAUUGCUGGGGAAGGUGAACAAACUUGGUGUGAGCCACGUGGGCUGCCUGGUCCACAGCUGCUUUAAUGCCAGCAUUCCUAAGCCCAACCUUGUCUCUGUGGAUACCUGGAGGGACGCGGGCCCCAGGAUCGGAGCGGAGCUGGAGUUUGAGGUGGUUGCGCUUGAUGCUGACACUGCCGGUGUGUUGCUUAUAAGAGGAAGGCUGAACAGAACCAGGGUUCAGGAAUUGUUGGCCAUUACAGAGAGCUCCGAUUCGGGUGUCGCCGUCAACCAGGUCGAGUUAGAAGACAUACAACCGGUCACAGAGGCCACUGAGGAGUCUGUUGACCAAGACGCCACCAAGAAGAAGAAGAAGAAAAAGAAGAAAGAGAAAAUCAAAGAAGAAGAAGAAGCGGUGUGGCCGUCCUCCCAACUCGAUGGUAUCGGGACAGGGAGUGAAGCCAAUGGUGAGAAGAAGAAAAAGAAGAGAGAUAAACUCAAAGAAGUGAUAAAAGAGAUGUCGCCGUCACGCCAAGAUGAUGGUAACGCUACACUCGAGCUGGAUGGAACGGAGAGUGAUGCAAAUGGUGAGAAAAAGAAGAAAAAAAAGAUGAAAAAAGAGAAGAGGAUAAAAGAAGAGGAGGAGCUGGUUCAGAUCUCCCCCACGGAGAUCCACGCCAGCGACUCCAGCGGCUAUCACAGUGACAAGCCUGACAAGAGGAAACGCGAAAAGGAGAUCCAAGUCAGUGCAAGUUUUAGUCAAGAGGCUUUCGAACCAAAGUUCAAGAAAAAGAAGAAAGAAAAUGACAUUGCUUGAAAAAUCCUUGAAUGACUGAUCAGUGUCGUCAGUUGCCAUUCGUGGCCUGUAGAGGGCGCAAAACUGCUUCACAAAGCAGCUCACUUGGACUCCUCGUUUAUGACAAGAAUCCAAUCUGUGGAGAUCUCCUCCGUGCCUCAUAACGCUCCACAAGCGGGGGCUAAAGGCUACAAAGAACUAACGUGAAAUAUUAAGGACAACAAACCGAAAGUUUAUGCUGAAUAAAUAUAUAUUCUUUCAAAAUUA